Molecule: messenger RNA, 4723 nt
Organism: Cimex lectularius (bed bug)
Lineage: Eukaryota; Metazoa; Arthropoda; Insecta; Hemiptera; Cimicidae
Gene: heca
Product: headcase protein
Exons: 6
Coding region: 326-1711 (461 amino acids)
Source: RefSeq, a predicted model, not a curated record
GUAGGAGAAUCCCCUCCACAGGGCUCUGUUGGCAACCAAAACCCCCUCUGUGCCCUCAGUCGGUCAUAGAAAGCGAAAGCGAGAAGACCUCUGCGGUCAAGAGCGAACACUCACAACAACUCUCGUCGCCGACAACUAUACGUCGCGAGGACUGAGACACCGGCAUGUGUUCAUCUGCAGAAAGCAAUUCGAUGCAGAUCCUCGUAGCUGAACUUUUGCCGAAAACUUAGGACUUUGUUGAGUAGACAAUUUUAAACGAAAAAAAAUCCUGAUGCAGUACAAAUAUCGUUAAAUUCGUCCCUAGGUCCUACGCGUACUUUGUUUAAUGACUGGCACUUCCGUUCUCCAAGAGUACAAAUUUCAACCGACUCAGGACUUAGAUAUAAAUUUUAAGAUGGCACCGAGGAGGAACAACGGCCUGCACGAAGUGCAGAGCAUAGUGUCGCUCGAUCCCGAUGGAAUAGAAAACAGCAACGUGACCCGUUGUUGCGUCCCGACCGAGUGCCUGAGAAACCAGGCGCUCAUACCCCUCGACGAUCUCAGGGAGGCGGUCAGGGUCUCAUGCAACAACGAACACUGCCCCAUGGGUAGAUUCAUGCACAGGGAAUGCUUCGAUCUCUGGGAACAGACCGUUCUCACCUAUUUGAAAUCCUGCGGGCGAGCGCGUUCCUGGUCCGAGAGGCAGAGGCAUCAGAAUCUCUGGACGAAGAAAGGCUACGAUCUCGCCUUCAAAGCCUGCGGAUGCCGAUGCGGCCGGGGCCACUUGAAAAAAGACCUCGACUGGUCCCCGCCCCCGCCCGGCUUCGGCUCGAGGGAAGAAGAGAUCACGAAGAAGAAGAAAAAACGCAACAAACACAACAACCGGCCGAUUCUGUCAGUUUCCGGACAGACCGGGGGACACGGGAUACAGCAGUCCAGAAGCGAAACGAUUAUUUCGCCCUCUGACCUGAGAACGAGAACCGGCUCCCUCUCCUCUUCGACCGGCUCUUCUUCGCCGCCGGCCAGCGCCUCCAGCAUCUCACCUGUCCACUCCAGCUCCAUACCGAAGAGAAAGGCCAAAAUCGACUUCUUCGCUGACAGGCACAGUGCAAUCAACGGAAACGGAAUCUUCUCGAGGCGGCAAGAUUUCAGCACCUUCAACGCUCUUCCUAAGCACAAGCUCAAUUCGUAUCAUAUAAAGAUGGAAGACGAAGGGCACCAUGGAAAUGACGAGACCCGCAGUUUUAUUCUCUCCACUCUGGCAGGUCUCCAAAUGUCAAAAGUGAUCUGCAUUCUGUGCAGGGCCCCGAUGCUAGUCUUUGACCGAUAUCCACUAGUAGACGGCACGUUCUUCCUCAGCCCGAGGCAGUACACGAAGAGCUGCGUUGAGGUGAAAGCGGAGGGACGUACUCAAUUCCUUAGCUGCGUCUGUAUGGGUUGUCUUGAAGCGUGGGCCCCCGGACGGAGGCUUAGGUGCAGAUUCUGUUCUUCAGCCUGGGACGGUUCAUCCUUGGUCCUCGGAACCAUGUACUCCUACGAUAUUUUCGCCGCCAUGCCCUGCUGCACGGAAAGACUCAAGUGCAACAGUUGCGCCAAACCGUUGUUGAUGCCCCACCAAAGACUCAACUUUUUCUCGGACUAUUCCCACCGCCUGACAUGUCCUCACUGCGGUGUCCAAGACUGGCACUUCGUCAAGCCCCUCGGCUACUGCUACAACCGCGAGUGGCCAUAGCAUGAGGCCGUGCCCGCUGAAGACCGGGCGAGAGCCGUGCAACGGCUCCUUCACGCCACCUGGGCCAGUGACAUCCACAACACACUUCUGAGCCUGACGCUCGCUUGAAAAGGUACGUCAAACUGACGGCCCUCGUUCAACAAACUGCUAAUUGAUAAUAAUUUGAUAUCCUCGGGUCUGCGAGGGAAAAAUUGCUCUGCUUCCAAUGAAAUGCAGUGCUCAAUUUCAUUUUGUAUGUUAUUUGAAUUGUUGUGCGUUAAAGAACGGUGUUAUUUGUAUUAAAUACACGUGUGUUUUUCAAUGGUUUAAGGGUAGUUUUAAGAGAGUUUUGCAGUUAAUUGUGUAAGAAAGGUGGACAGUCAAAAUGCCAUCGACUCUGUGUAAUGUGAAAUUUCUAGUAGCCGUUUAUUGAUGUUUUAUGUUAAAAUAUAUUUGGAAACACUAUAAUUCUACAUAGUUUUUUUUUUGUAUAUAUAGUAUAUGUUUUUUUAAGUUUAGACAAAAAAACACUUGUACUUGUUUUACUGGCAUAGUUUUGGGAGUAUAUUGCUAGACUUAAUGUACAAAUUAGAUUAUUGUUAACUGUAAAAACUGAGUAACUAAUGUAUUUUUAAAGAACUGCGGUCGACUUUAAUACAUGUACAAAGCUGAUGUCACAUCUUGCAACAUAAAUAUAGAAAUAUUGUUUUUAUUAUAGAUAUUUAUAUUUCUUUUUGAAAAUGAAAGUUUAUGGAAUAGUUUCCGUUACUUAGGAGAAUACUAGACUCUUAAUGUGAUACUUUAAGGUUAUUACACCCCAAUGAACUAUCACAUUUCUAUAACACUCAUAUUACUAACAGAGAUAAUAAUUAUAUGAUAACACUAAUAAUAGUAAUUAUAAGAGAGUUAGAUUUAAUCCAUGGCACAACAACUGACUCAUGCCCGUAAAAGUGCAAUUGCCAUCUCGUUUUUAUAAAAUAAUAAAAUAAAACUGUAUGUUUCGCAAAAAGUAAAGCCGAAAUUGUUUUUUAAAGUUCAGUUUAAAAGAAAGCCUGUAAAUUGUUUUACAUAUAUGAUAAAACGUGCGUAGGGAAAUUAAUUAGAUUGUCCACAUAUUUCAACCUGUUUAUGUUUUCAAAAAAUUCCGAUGAGUCUAAAUUCGUCAUUAAAAAUACCUUACCUAUUCCAUUAAAGAGCUUUCUUUUAAACUGAUUCUUUUUUGUAUGACUUUUUGGCGAAACUGACUGUAUGGUAACACCUAUGGUUCAAUUCUAAAUUCAGGAAUGUGUGUUGGAGACAUAUCCUAAUUAAUUGUGGGCAAAAGGGUUUUGCUCAAGAGAAAUUUUUUGUGAACGUGCAUUCGUACAACUGACCCGUGGAAAAUGAAACAAUUAAGACAAAAAAAAUUCAAAUUAGCAAUUAAUUGAAAUUAUUUUAAAUUUGAUGCUGCAUGGUUUAGGUAAUAUAUUUAGAAAAUUAAACUAAAGACAUUGCAUAGAUAGAGAAAAGAUAUAUUAUAAAAUAUGUAAUAUAAAUAUAAAUAUAUAUAAUUUUUUGCAUUACUUCGCUACCUGUAGUAUGAAAAGUUAUAUGUGGCCAGAGUAAAUGAUUAAUAUGUGGGGUAUUAUAUUCAAAACUAGAUUUUCUAUGAUUGGUUUCUGUGUAUCUAUUUCAUAAUUUUUCCCCCUUCGUCUAAUAUUGUCCCGUGCAUGUUUCAAAUCCGUCAUCCGUUGGUUUAUUUGUUUUUUUAAACUAUACCAAGAUUUAUUAUUACAUGUUUUAUUUUUAUUUUAUAAAUCAAAGUUUCGAAUAUAAUCGAAAACGAGAUGAAUAUUUACGUAUCAAUCGAUAAUAUAAGCCAUAGACAGCUUUCAUUAACAAUCGGGGAAAUUUUACGCCAAAUCAUAGAAUUAGUAAUAGAUGGCUGUUUAAUUCUGGAUCGUUCAACGUGUUGAAGAUUAUAACUGCAUAUAGGAGGGAAUAAUAAAUAUGCACGUAGGUGAACAUUUUAAUCGAUCCGGAGUGCAACAGCGUUAUUUUUAAAAGCAAAAGUUUCCUCAAUAAAAAAAUUAGAGUAGAUUCUGUGUGUAUUUGGUAAUCUUAAGCUUAACUAGUAGUCUGUAAUCCUACUAUUACUCCAAUAUUGCUAUUAUAUAUAAGUAUUUGUACAUAAAGUCCUAAGGUUAAGUCAUUGUCUCUUAUUGGUGAAGCAUACUAUUCGAGCUUUUACUCCAAAAUAAUUGAAAAUAUGGUGCUUAAUGGAUUAUUAAUACAAAAACUAAUGCAUGUUAUUGAAUUUUUAUUCUAUUUUUUUUUUUUAAUUUUUGCAAAUAUAAUUAUAUAAUACAUGGUAAAUUGUUUAUGUUCUUUUCUAAACAAAGUACUCGCACUGUUGAUCAGAUUUCUGAUACAAUACCAAACGAUUAGUUAGUUAAUUUUGUUUAAAGAAACAGAGGAAACAGAAAUUGCAACAGCCAAUAGAAAGACCUGAUCUCAUGAUUAACACAAAAGACUAAAGAAAGUAUUAUAGUCUAUGCGAUUUUUACUCCCACAUUAUCCUAAAAUUUACUUUCUCAAUUUAAAAGAAAAAAAUAAAAAUAAACAAAAGCACAAAAUUAUGUAUACACGCCAAAAAAUACGAAAGCAAUUAAUAUAAAUAAUAUAAACGUUGAUAAGCUAUCCAAUUUAAAUCUGGGUACCAAAAAGCUGGUACAGAGGACCAAAAUUCAUUCAUAGCUUAAAUUUAAUUUAACUGGGUUAGAUUUUUUACACGUUUCGUUUGGCUGCGCUGCGGGUUGCUCAACGUUUUCUACUGGAAGACUGCUGGAAUUUAGAAGAAAACAUAUUUAAAAUAACCACAGCCAAAUUUGGGUCAUUGUAAUUAAAGUGUUGGGCGGAAAUGUCAAACCAGCUGGAAAUUUUUUAUUUUUUAUUAUAAUUUAGUGCUUCUGCGAUCCUGGCAAAGUGAAGCCGUUUUGUUUUAUUUUAUUAUUCUUUUUUGAGAAUGCGGUGUCAUUUGUUUAAAAUUAAGAU